GUGUGUGGUGGGGGGCGAGUGUGGGGGGCCAGCUCUUCCAGAGGGUGCCGAUCUCGCGCCUUCCCUCCGAUUUCUCCCCCAAUUUCCCUCUAUUCCUUCACGCUCCCCUUGCUCCAUCGUUAUCCCCCCCCUCUCCAGAGUCUCUCUCCGUCUUUUGUGUGUUGUUCAUGUCCGCAUCUCGUCGCCCCCCCCUCCGUGCUCUGCCUCCCCAAGCCCUCUCCUUCCCCCGUGUGAAUUUCGGCCUUAGACAGCCGUGCUUGGCGAGCUCCCGAGUCGUCCAGGAUUGAUCGGCGUCGAUUGUUUUGUUUUGAAAUCCGUGGGUCGGUCGAUCUUCCAGAUUCCACUCGGUGCAAAAAAACAAAAAGAAAAAAAAAACCUGUUCGUGCGAGAGAGAGAGAAAAGGAGCCGCGUUGGGGGAGGUCUGGGGGAUGAUCGAAGGCGCUUCUUGGAACGGCGACCAUGGAAGGGUCUAGCGGCUCCAGUUUUGGAAUAGACACGAUUUUGUCUAAUCCCAGGUCCGGCAGCCCGGGCAUGAUGAACGGGGACUUCCGAGCGGCCCACGGCGAGGCCCGCGCGGCGGAUUUUCGCAGCCAAGCCACCCCUUCCCCCUGCUCGGAAAUAGACACUGUGGGGACGGCUCCCUCGUCGCCCAUCUCGGUCACGGCGGAGCACCCGGAGCAGCAGCAGCAGCAGCCGCAGCAUUUGGCGCAAGACGGGCUCCCUGCGCAGCAUCUUCACCUCCAUCACCCGCAGCAGCAGCAACAACAAAGUUUGCAGCCAUCUCCCCAGCAGCAGCAACAGCAGCAGCAGCAGCAGCAACUGGGUUCGGGCAGCUGUGCCCCCAGGACUUCCACUUCUUCGUUUCUCAUCAAAGACAUUUUGGGAGACAGCAAACCGCUGGCGGCUUGUGCACCUUACAGCACCAGCGUCUCGUCCCCGCAUCACACCCCCAAACAAGAGAGCAACGCGGCCAGCGAAAGCUUCCGGCCAAAGCUGGAGCAGGACGACAGCAAAACCAAACUGGACAAACGCGACGACUCCCAGAACGAGCUGAAAUGUCACGGGACAAAGGAAGAAGGCGACCGUGAGAUCUCCAGCAGCCGAGACAGCCCUCCGGUGCGAGCCAAGAAGCCCCGCAAGGCGCGGACGGCCUUCUCGGAUCAUCAGCUCAACCAGCUGGAGAGGAGCUUCGAGAGGCAAAAGUAUCUCAGCGUCCAAGACCGCAUGGAUUUGGCGGCCGCCCUCAACCUGACCGACACGCAGGUCAAAACCUGGUAUCAAAACCGAAGGACCAAGUGGAAGCGGCAGACGGCCGUGGGCUUGGAGCUCCUGGCCGAAGCGGGGAAUUACUCGGCUCUGCAGCGGAUGUUCCCGUCGCCCUACUUCUACCACCCGAGCCUGCUAGGCAGCAUGGACAGCACCACGGCGGCCGCGGCGGCCGCAGCUAUGUACAGUAGCAUGUACCGGACUCCUCCGGCGCCUCACCCUCAGCUGCAGAGGCCUCUGGUCCCCCGGGUGCUGAUCCACGGCCUUGGACCCGGAGGGCAGCCGGCCCUCAACCCUUUGUCCAACCCUCUCCCGGGGACCCCCCACCCGCGGUGAAAGCGCUCCCCCUGGGGGGGAGGGGAGGGGAGCUUCGCCCAACCCCAGCUCCCCGCCCCCGCGCAUUCCGCUAACAGACUCCCCCGCUUCACUCCCCCUCACUUAAGACAACUGCUAAUCAGCCAAGGAUGGAGCCCAGCCGAGUGAGGAGGAGGAGGAGGAGGAAGGGGGGCGGUGGAUGCGAGAGGUUCUCCAAGCAGCGAGAGAGGCGACCGGCUCCGAGCGAGAGCGGGGACUCUGGAACCCGUAAGUGAAUCUUCACAUCCAGCCAGGCCCGCGUCAGUCCGUCCCUUGGCCGGAGGAGGAGGGGGGAAGAGAACUGCGGGGGGAGGGGGGUUUGCUUGCGAUCGUCUCUAGGAGAGAGUUGGGGAGGGGGUGCAAGAAAGAGACUGAGAUCCAGCCAGUCGCAGCAAAGACUCUUGCGUGACACACACACACACAGAGAGAGAGAGAGAGAGAGAGGACGCCCCUCCCCCCCAACACUGAUCCCAGAAGAUGAGGAGACGGCGGCGGUCUUGGGGAGACGGAGAAGUUUGCACUGAAUUUCUCAUGACCUUUUUUUCUUACCGAAAAGUGGCAUGCUCCGUAUGCUAUAUAUAUAUAUCUAUAUAUCUAUAUCUAUAUCCAUAUAUAGAUAUAUACGAGAUAUGUAAAAUGUACAUUUUGAACAGGCUGGUGUGCGAAGUGAUAUAUCAUAUUUAUUAUAUGUUGUUCCAAAAAAGAAAAGAAAAAAAGAAAGAAAAGAAAAAGAAAAAAAGAAAAGUCACAUAUACAUUAGUGGUGGUGGGGGAACGACAACGAAGCAAAACAAAAACAAAAAUCUUCCCCCUCUACUCUCUCCUUUUCCAUGCUUUUUUUUUUAAAUUCAGUAAAAAAGAAAAAUAAAUGCUUAGAUGACGACGACAAAAAUUAUAUAGAUUUUUGAUGACUGAAAAAUGACAAAACGAAGGGGAAAAAAGGAAAUAAACUUUUAUCUUUUUUUAAACAAA
Messenger RNA from Podarcis raffonei (Aeolian wall lizard), 2591 nucleotides. It is a transcript of the gene BARHL2, whose product is annotated as BarH like homeobox 2. NCBI's taxonomy places the organism in Eukaryota, Metazoa, Chordata, Lepidosauria, Squamata, Lacertidae. The record is from RefSeq and is a predicted model, not a curated record. Gene Ontology annotation, cellular component: nucleus. Gene Ontology annotation, molecular function: DNA-binding transcription factor activity, RNA polymerase II-specific; RNA polymerase II transcription regulatory region sequence-specific DNA binding. The transcript has 3 exons. The coding region runs from base 460 to 1602 and encodes 380 amino acids. Gene Ontology annotation, biological process: regulation of transcription by RNA polymerase II.